Ostrea edulis (European flat oyster) is the source of this 3053-nucleotide messenger RNA. RefSeq names its product MRN complex-interacting protein-like. Gene Ontology annotation, cellular component: nucleus. Gene Ontology annotation, molecular function: chromatin binding. The record is from RefSeq and is a predicted model, not a curated record. Gene Ontology annotation, biological process: mitotic G2 DNA damage checkpoint signaling. The transcript has 5 exons. The coding region runs from base 620 to 1807 and encodes 395 amino acids. Lineage: Eukaryota; Metazoa; Mollusca; Bivalvia; Ostreida; Ostreidae.
UUAACAAAACUUCACCCUAGGAAUUACAAAAUGAAUUCAUCAUUGUUUUAUCCAUGUCUUUUAAAACAUGUAGUUUUUUGAUAAUAUACACAAAAUAUUGGUAUAUAUGAUAUAAUAAUACUUAUGAUUUUCCUCUUGGUACCUUUCAAUUAUGAGAAGAAUUUGGGGGGAAAUUGUAGCUGUGCAAUGGAGGACAUGUGCAUUGAAGGAUUAUUAAGAAACACUUUGUCCAUUAUGAUAUUUGGAGACCUACUAUCUGUGAUUGUCUCUUUUGACAUUGUAAUGUUCACACAUAAGAGUCCAGAUUGAGAGUAAUUUUAAAGUGAUGGUUGAUCAAUUGGACAUUUGUCAUCAUUGGUGAGAGACAAUGGGAGUUGCACAACUGGCCUAGGAGAUUGUUGCUUAAUCAGACAAACAUCAUGCUUGACAUUAUUCUAGAAAAGGUACCAGCAAUCCUGCAAAACUCUGAAACAGCGAUCAGACUGAACAGUCCUAAUGAGUUAUUUUUAUAAAGUUUAACAAUUUUUUUAAAGGAAUGUGAUUAUAUAUAAUUAAAAAAUAAAAUCUGGAUUUACCAAUGAUGUAUGAAUUCUGGAUCUAUGCAGUAUAAUUGUGGAAGAUGCCUCAAGAAUUUCAUGUCCUCCAGUGCUACAGUUGUUCAACAUUUCAAGUACACCAAGUCAAGAAAUCCAGCAACAAAUGGAGCUGUAAACUGUGUGGAGAGAAACAGUCCAUCAAAAAAGUUUUUGGCAGAGGAAGUGGAGCUGAUUGUAGAUGUCAUGUACAGAGGCUAAAUACCCUAAGACAGGAACAGGACAUAACUAAUGCAUGCACUGCUGUCUGUGACGCUAGUCACUCCGCAGUAAGAGAUGACGAGUUAGGGUCUGGUUACACGGAACAUGAAGAGCAGAUGAUCAUCAGACCAUAUGAUAACUCUGGGAGUAAAUGGAGUCAAUAUGUAGAAGAAGUCGCUGAAGAUUCCAUCAAUGAAAUCCUCCAACCUGGGGAAGAGCAAUAUACCACUGAUGGGAACCAGUUUUAUGGGUGCAGAAAACGCAAAAGAGAAAAUGGGAACAGCUACAACAGAAAAGGGAUGAGAUCGCGGUAUGAUUCUGAUGAUUCCAGUGAAAUUUCAUGGAAAACACACACGAAGAAUCUACAAUACAGUGACGAAAAUUACAACAGGCCUCAACCAUCACAGCCAAGCUAUCCUGUGACUCAGUUAAACAAACCCUGGCAAAAUUCUACUCAAGAGAAAUGUGUUGCUGAAAUCACCCCGAUCCAAAACAAUGUUGCAACCUUCAAGAAACGAGAUCACAUGUUAGAUACUGUUGAUCAAAACAGAAUUCCUUCAGCAAAUGUGACUAAUUUUGAAAAUAUUGCAGAGCCAAGACCCAAGACAACAAAACUGGUUUUUUCCAACCAGGAAGGAAAAUCUAAUGGAUCAAAGUGGGACCAGUUUAUUGAGAAGGAAGACAGAGAACCAGAGAAUUCAGAUGAAGAGUGUCCGGAGAUCCCGCCACAGGAUGUUGAGUUUGUAAGUUUACAGAACAAACUAUGUCGAGGGGAGAUCCCGGAGGGUGUGGCGCCACAGGAUGUUGAGUUUGGAAGUUUACAGAACAAAUUAUGUCGAGGGGAGAUCCCGGAGGGUGUGCCGCCACAGGAUGUUGAGUUUGGAAGUUUACAGAACAAACUAUGUCGAGGGGAGAGGAGUGGAAACAAAGAUGGAGAGUCGGGGUCUCUUAAAAUUGGUGACUCAGCAUUGUUCUCUGUUGGCGAUCUUGAAGACUCUGAUUUUGAUAUCUAAUUUUAUUUUUUCAUUAAUGAAAAUACAGGCGACUCGAGAUGGCUUGAACUUCGAUCUCUCGAAGUGAAAUCAUGGUCCCGAUUUUUUUCUCUAUAUAACAAAGCAAAUUUACUAUCGAUCUCUAGAAGUGAAGUGGUGGUAGCGUAUACCCACCGUUACCCAAGCAUGUAAUACAGUGGAACCCCGUUAUUACGUUCCCCCUUUAAUACGUUAGUCCGCAUAUUACGUUGGAAUUUCAAAGCACAAAACCAUUUCUUAACAAACCUAUAUAAAAUAGACCUCGUUAUUACGUUGUCCUAAGAUGCCGGGACUCGGUAUUACGUUGUAAAAAUUCCGACGAAAACGUAAUAAACCCCUAAUUAUUCAAUAGUGAUUCUCAAAAUAAUAAGCCAUUCACACCUUGACUGCCUGAGGCAGUCACCACGUAAAUUUCCUGGUCUGUUUGGGGAUUAGAGACGCUUGACUGAUCACGCUUCGAUAGAUCUUGCGACAUCAAUACAGGUGAAUACCCCGUAUCGAAGCCAGUGAUAAACAAUUAAAUAAUGUUUAUUUAGAAAUUGUACUCUAUGAAAGUUACUUCAUUUUUCAUAUUUUGAUAAUCAAAGAAAUAAUUUCUCAACUACCUGCGUGUUCAGCAUUGUGUGAUUACCUUCGCUAUUAAAACUCUAUUUACGGACAGCUUUGGUACCAAACAUGAAAGACAAGAUUUAUCGUAGCAAUGUUAAAACCGCUUGGGUAACUUCUUGGACAUAGGUGACUAAAGGAAGUGUUCAAUUAAAAAAUUGUCCGUUGUUUCGACAUGCAGCUUUGGUGUUCGUAAAUCUCGUCCAUACAUACACCGACCAAACUGUCUUGUGUUAUCGGCCGAUUCGUGCACGGCAUUUACCUCUGUGAAUAUUCUAAAAUCCCCUGAUGCGCACGUGAUUUUAGUGCCAUCAUUUAGCGUUGUAAAUGAAAUCUUCGUGCAUCAUUAUAUUUUUUUUUAUGUGGAUUGCGCUUAAAUUGUUCUCCGUGUUUAUCGUUGGUGAGAAAAGUGUGUAAGUGUUGGGUAUCGUGUGCGUUUUGUGUCUAUAGUUUUGUUGUUUUUUGGAUGGGAUUUUUUUUUUAUUGCGUUGUGUAUUGUGUAAUUCGCGAACUUAAUAAAAACGAUGUUUUGUUAUUUUUUUUAAUACGAAUGUUGAAUACGAACCGGAACGAGUUAUUGAGAGAAAUUUACAUGAACGCAUUGUUUUAAAGUUGAACAAAA